CAUCCGAUCCGGUGUAAUAUUCCGCUUAUCAUCACUAAAAUCACUUACAAGCUUGUUUGUUAGCUCAUAUUUGUGGGCGGUGUAACACCUUACCAAAACAAAAAUCCGAAGAUGGUGACCCGCGUAGAAAUCAAAGGGAUCGAUGCGUUCUCCAAGUUCACCGAAGACAUCGAUAGUUCGGGGCCGCCUGUGUUCUUCUUUUUCAGUGGAUCUAAGUUGCCUAAUGGAACUAGCUGGUGUCCAGAUUGUGUUGAGGCUGAACCUAUAGUGCAAGCUUACCUCAAUGAACUACAGAAAAGCAUUAUUUUCGCAUAUGUGGAUGUUGGAGACAGAGACUACUGGAAAGACAAAAUGUGCCCAUUCAGGACCGACGCCCGCACCAAACUCAUGGUCAUUCCGACACUGCUCCGAUGGAAAGGUGUACAGAGGCUUGAGGGCAGCCAGUGCAACAAGCGCGAACUGCUGCAGAUGAUGUUCGAAGAGGAUGAAGAGUAAAGUGCAUUAAUAUGUUAUAUAGGGUAAAUUAUCCCAUGAA
This is a messenger RNA of Cydia amplana, 535 nucleotides long. Its product is annotated as thioredoxin domain-containing protein 17-like. NCBI's taxonomy places the organism in Eukaryota, Metazoa, Arthropoda, Insecta, Lepidoptera, Tortricidae. The transcript is spliced from 3 exons. The coding region runs from base 112 to 495 and encodes 127 amino acids. Gene Ontology annotation, cellular component: cytosol. The record is from RefSeq and is a predicted model, not a curated record. Gene Ontology annotation, molecular function: protein-disulfide reductase [NAD(P)H] activity.